Symbiodinium natans is the source of this 1665-nucleotide messenger RNA. NCBI's taxonomy places the organism in Eukaryota, Dinophyceae, Suessiales, Symbiodiniaceae. The record is from the annotation of a GenBank genome assembly.
AUGCUCCUUCUCGUGUUUGCCAUUCAUUGCGCAUGCCAUACCACUUCCAUCGCUUCAACAGCUCUGUUUGUUGGUAAGCCUGCCAAUGACACCGAUGAGAAUGACACAACCGGGACCAUGGCCAAUGACAGUGACACAGCCGUGACCAUGACCAAUGAUAAUGACACAACCGUGACCAUGACUACGUCGUGGACCUCAACUACGUCGUGGACCUCGAGUACAUCGUGGACCUCGAGUACAUCGUGGACCGCGGCAAUGUCAUCGGCCACAUCCACGACAUCAACGCUCACUGAGGAGGAGGACAUGGCUGCGGACUCAGCCUGGAGCUUCGAGAACUUCGAGUCUUUGUGGCUGGCCGCCUCAUUGUCGAGCUUUAGUCGGGAUGACUGGAUCAAUGACCAGCAAACCAUCAUUGGACUCGUGUUGCUGGGCACAACCCCGUGUGCAGCAUGCUUGCUGGGAUAUUGUGCUGUCUGCUUAAGAGGCAUCUUCUAUAGGCGGAGCGCGCAAGACAUGCAGAAGGAAUUGGCGGAGCAUGGUCUAGUGCAGAUUACAAAGCUGGUAUUGACAUUGAGCUCUCUUUGGGAGAGUGCUGCCUUGUUCGUCCUCCUCCACAGCACCCUGAAGUAUUCUCCAGCCAUUGCAGUCGUGGAGGCAUUCUGCUACAGCUUAUACCAAGGUACCGUGGUAUUCCUGCGGCACAAGCCCAAGGUGCAAGCGGAGGCAAAGCGCAAACAUCUGCAGCCAGUGUCUGUGUACACGGACCUUCAUGUGGGGAAUGUGAUUGAGUGCCUAACAGUUUUUGUGCUCCAGGUGAUGUUGUACAUGUUUCUUCUGCUGACUGUUUACCACCAAGAGAAACUUAUUGAAGAGGAAAUCACAGAGCAGCAGUUUUUCAUGUACGUCUGUGGCUCAAUUGUCGGUAUUGUGUUGCGGCUGCGUGAGCCAUCUUUCCUGGCAGCCGAAUGGGAGCCCUUCUGGAGACCUUACUUCUGUGAAGAGGGCUUCCAACGGCGUCACCAUUUUGCAAGAGCGCGCUGCUUUAUGUCAUGGCUGGCGAACGAGGCUUUUGCCCGUACAAUAUUCUUCUUGCUCCCAGUCAUCUUGAUGUACUCACCCGACCUCUUGGAGUUUGUGAAGGAUGCCACAUGCAUCGUGUUCAUCGCGCAUCUCGACGAUGUCCAGAGCACGGAUGAAGAGCAGUGGAUCCCCAAGGAAGGGUUUGAGGUACAGGAGAAGCUGGCGGAAUUGAAGAAGCUCAUGGCUGAAUUUGCGGAUAUGAAGGAGAGAGACGACCAAAAGAAGCUGAUCGGCCAGCAGCAAGAGAGGAUUCAGGAGCUUCAGCAGCGCGUGACGCAGCAGCAAGAAAACAUGCAGGAGCUGAAACAGGCUGCAGAGAAAGGACAGGCACAGACGAUGGAGCUUGCGGCGCGAGUGGAGAGAAGGCUGAGGCAGCUUGAAGACAACAGCCAAGUGGAAGAGCUCAAGCGCUUCGUGCAACAGAAGAUGAAUGAAGUCGAGACGACGAAGAUGGAGUUGAAGCAGUUUGUGGAAGACAAGCUGCCAGAUCAAGCUCGGCUCAGGGAUCUUGUGGAGCAGAAGGAGAAAGAGCUGGAGCAGCUGAAGAAGAAGCUCAUGACGAUUCAGGGCUCGGAUUCUUUGUGA